AUGGGCCGCUACUCGAGCCAGAUGGCGCACUUUCCCGACGCGGAGGCAACGGGGGGGUUGGGUCGAAGAGCGGGUUUGGCAACAGAUGCCAAGGUGGUGGGCUGUGCAAAGUAUGAUCAGCAGCAAGCUCCAGCUGAGAAUUGGACUGCUGUCCCUGGUGACCCAACCACUCCUGGCCCUUCCCAGUUCGAUGCCAUGCUGCGGGCCUCAGGAUUCCUGAAUGCCAAGCCCAUUGUUGCCACGGGGGUGACUGGCAAUGACUUCUACACUGUGGCACCAUUUCAGGUCCUGUCUUGGCAUCCCCGCACAGUGCUGUACCCCAGCUUCAUCGAUCGGGAGCGCUGUGAGCAUGUGAUCCGCAUGGCAGAGAGGAAGCUGGCACCAUCGACGGUGGCCAUGCGCAAGGGAGACACCAGGGCUGACCCCAACAGCGUGCGCACCAGCCAAGGCACCUUCCUGGAUGCAGCGGACGACCCCGAUGGGGUGCUCGCUUGGGUGGAGGAACGCAUCGCACAGGUCACAAUGUUCCCGGUGCAGAACGGGGAGCCCUUCAACGUCCUAAGGUACGUCCUAAACCAGCGCUACGAGUCGCACUACGACGUCUUCGACCCCGAGGGCUACGGCCCGCAGAGCAGCAUGCGGGUGGCCACGAUGCUGGUCUACCUCUCGGACGUGGAGGAGGGCGGCGAGACCGUGCUGCCUUUGGAGGGCGUCGAUGGCCUCGAGCGCCUGCAGGGCAUCGACUACAAGGACUGCGGCAUCGGCCUGGCGUACAAGCCGCGGAUGGGCGACGCGCUGCUGUUCUACUCGGUCGGCACCAACGGCACGUUCGAGAGGCGGUCGCUGCACGGCGGCUGCCCGGUGUCCAGGGGCCAGAAGUGGGUGAUGACGAAGUGGAUCCGUGACAAGUGCUACGGGGGCAGGUCGUCGCCGUGCGCGGACGAAGUGUGA
Molecule: messenger RNA, 951 nt
Organism: Ostreobium quekettii
Lineage: Eukaryota; Viridiplantae; Chlorophyta; Ulvophyceae; Bryopsidales; Ostreobiaceae
Source: the annotation of a GenBank genome assembly